Molecule: messenger RNA, 1108 nt
Organism: Galeopterus variegatus (Sunda flying lemur)
Lineage: Eukaryota; Metazoa; Chordata; Mammalia; Dermoptera; Cynocephalidae
Gene: METTL21A
Product: methyltransferase like 21A
Exons: 4
Coding region: 144-800 (218 amino acids)
Biological process (GO): peptidyl-lysine methylation
Cellular component (GO): cytosol; cytoplasm
Molecular function (GO): protein-lysine N-methyltransferase activity
Source: RefSeq, a predicted model, not a curated record
CACUCCAGCUGCAAGCCCCUUUCACGCCCAGCACAGGUGGGCCAAGGCAGGCGCGCUAACCGUCUGCCCCAGGAGGAUGAGGAGGGGACACUGGCCUCCGCUGCAACCGCCUAGGUCCGAGCAGAGGACUGGGUGUGGGCAAGAUGGCCCUGGUGCCGUAUGAGGAGACCGCGGGAAUGGGGUUGCAGAAAUUCCACAAGCCUCUUGCCACCUUCUCCUUUGCAAACCACACGAUCCAGAUCCGCCAGGACUGGAGGCAUUUGGGAGUCGCAGCAGUGGUUUGGGAUGCGGCCAUCGUUCUUUCCACAUACCUGGAGAUGGGAGCUGUGGAGCUCAGGGGCUGCUCUGCUGUGGAGCUGGGUGCUGGCACAGGGCUGGUGGGCAUAGUUGCUGCACUUUUGGGUGCUCAUGUGACUAUCACCGAUCGAAAAGUAGCAUUAGAAUUUCUUAAAUCAAACGUUCAAGCCAACUUACCUCCGCAUAUCCAACCCAAAGCUGUUGUUAAGGAGCUGACGUGGGGACAAAAUUUGGGGAGUUUUUCACCUGGAGAAUUUGACCUGAUACUUGGAGCUGAUAUCAUAUAUUUAGAAGAAACAUUCACAGAUCUUCUUCAAACACUGGAACAUCUCUGUAGCAACCACUCUGUGAUUCUUUUAGCUUGCCGAAUUCGUUAUGAACGGGAUAACAACUUCUUAGUGAUGCUGGAGAGGCAGUUUACUGUGAGUAAGGUUCACUAUGAUCCUGAAAAAGAUGUACAUAUUUACAAAGCACAGAAGAGAAACCAGAGUGAGGACUUAUAGUUGGUUGUUAUUGUGUCAAUUAAGGUCUUAGACUGGGAAUCUAAUCAUAUUUAAAUGAAGUGGCUUACUGCACAAAAAAGUCUUAACCAAAGGUUCUCAAGGGACAGAGCAUAUGUACAGUUUUAGAACAAAGCUUUUUCACAUUGCUGUGAUUUUUAGUCAUAUUUUACUCACUCUGAAGUUCAAUUAACAUUAAAGGAAAGUGUGAGAUUUUGGUUUGUGUUUCUGUAUCCCAUGCUGUUCCCUCUUGAUAAACAAUACUUAUUGAUGAUAUGAUGAAGGACUGGUAUAAAGGUGUCUUUCAACUA